Cannabis sativa is the source of this 516-nucleotide messenger RNA. RefSeq lists its product as uncharacterized. The transcript has a single exon. The record is from RefSeq and is a predicted model, not a curated record. Lineage: Eukaryota; Viridiplantae; Streptophyta; Magnoliopsida; Rosales; Cannabaceae. The coding region runs from base 1 to 516 and encodes 171 amino acids.
AUGACUGUUGGCAAGCCUAUGUCUGCCAAAGAUGGUGAACCGAUGCACAAUGCCACUCUCUACAGAAGUACCAUAGGUGCUUUACAGUAUCUCUGCAACACCAGGCCUGACAUUGGUUAUGCAAUUAAUAAGCUAAGUCAGUUUUUGCAAGCACCAACCACGGUUCAUUGGAGUGGAGUAAAAAGGGUUCUCAGAUAUCUGCAAGGAAUGAAGCAACAGGGUCUUCACAUCAGCUGUAGCAGCAGACUUGUGCUAAAAAGAUUCUCUGAUGCUAACUGGGCCUGCUGCCCAAAUGACAGAAGAUCGAUUGCAGACCAUUGUGUGUUCUUUGGAUAUAGUCUUGUUUCGUGGUCAUCCAAGAAAUAUCACGUUGUCUCGAGGUCAAGUACAGAGUUAGAAUAUAGGGCUUUGGCCCAUGUUGCAGUUGAUAUAUCCUGGAAUGAGUCCCUUUUGAAAGAAAUCGGUUUUCCCCUUACAAUGACUUCAGUCACCUGGUGCGAUAAUGUAACGCCCUAA